GGGUUGUUCAAGAUGGGAACUAAGAAGUCUACCAAGAAGUUCGAAAAGAACCAUCUUAGGGAUACGAUUGACCGGCGACGAGAGUUCUCUAAGGUUAAACAGCGGCACCAAAUCAGAGACAAGAAGAAGACCAAAAAUGCGGCAAAGCUUGAAGAGGCUGCCAGACAGGAAAAUGAGAUGAAAUCGACCUCCGAUGGGCCGCCGGAUACAUCUUUUUCGAAUAUGGCGGUAGAUGACUUUUUCGCCGGCGGAUUUGAAAUCGCAGACGUCCCUGCAACUACGAAGCCCUCCAAGAAGCAAAAGAAGGAUGUUGGCCCAAAAACGGGUAAAAGGAAGCGAGUAGAGGAUAAGGAUGACGCUGACAUGCAAGACCGAAGUGAUGAUGAGAGUAGUGCAGCUGGCUCGAGUGAAGAGUCAGGCGGGAGCGACUCGGACAAUUUGGAAGCUCAUAAAGACCAAUUGGAGGCUCUGAAGGAGAAAGACCCUGAAUUUUAUAAAUACCUGAAAGAAAACGAUGCCGAACUUUUGGAAUUUGGGGAUCAUGGUGAUCUUGCUGAGGUUGACGAGCUAAGCGAGGCUGAGGAAGAAGAGGCCCCCUCCUCGAAAAAGCCCAAGAAAUCCAAAAAGCGCGAUGAGAAAUCGGACCUGAUGCCCGACAAAACCCUCAAGCUGUCGAUGGUGAAACAAUGGCAGAAGUCAAUGCUAACACAGCAUUCGUUACGCGCGACAAGGCAAGCGGUUCUAGCAUUUCGUAUUGCGGCUUAUGUUGAUGAAGAGGAUAACAACGAGGACCGAAAAUACACCAUAUCCAACCCUGACGUAUACCACCAGGUUUUGAUAACCGCGCUCGAGGAAGUUCCAAAGGUCUUGAAUCAUCAUCUCCCCAUUAAAGAGACAGCUGGCGGGAAGAUAAGGCUCCUCACUACACUUUCCGACGCUGCAGCAUUGAAGCUUACAAUAUCUUCGAUUGAGCCGAUGCUUCCGUACAUUUUACCGUUCCGAAAGCUGCUAAAGUUAUCGGGGACGCUGGAAUUCGAGAAACAGUUUUGA
This is a messenger RNA of Microsporum canis CBS 113480, 1050 nucleotides long. Its product is annotated as nucleolar Complex 2 protein. Gene Ontology annotation, cellular component: Noc1p-Noc2p complex; Noc2p-Noc3p complex; nucleoplasm. Bases 13 to 1050 code for a protein of 345 amino acids. The record is from RefSeq and is a predicted model, not a curated record. Lineage: Eukaryota; Fungi; Ascomycota; Eurotiomycetes; Onygenales; Arthrodermataceae. Gene Ontology annotation, biological process: ribosomal large subunit biogenesis. The transcript has 3 exons.